Molecule: messenger RNA, 7693 nt
Organism: Gavia stellata (red-throated loon)
Lineage: Eukaryota; Metazoa; Chordata; Aves; Gaviiformes; Gaviidae
Gene: CCDC88C
Product: coiled-coil domain containing 88C
Exons: 32
Coding region: 68-6388 (2106 amino acids)
Biological process (GO): cytoplasmic microtubule organization; cytoskeleton-dependent intracellular transport
Cellular component (GO): cytoplasm; centrosome
Molecular function (GO): dynein light intermediate chain binding; microtubule binding
Source: RefSeq, a predicted model, not a curated record
UUUGUCUCCCGAGUGAGCCGGCCCCGCUCCCACAACCUCCCGCCGCCGCCAGCCGGGCUCCGGCGACAUGGACGUGACCGUCUCCGAGCUCCUGGAGCUCUUCCUGCAGAGCCCCUUGGUGACCUGGGUGAAAACCUUCGGAGCGCUGGGGAGCGGGGAGGAGGACAACCUCGGCGUCUACAUGGACCUGGUGGAUGGCGUCGUCCUGAACAAAAUCAUGCUGCAAAUAGAUCCUCGACCAUCCAACCAACGUGUCAACAAGCAUGUAAAUAAUGACACCUAUCUUCGGGUUCAAAACCUGACCAUCUUAGUCAGAAACAUAAAGACUUACUAUCAGGAGGUCCUCCAGCAGCUGAUCGUAAUGAAUUUACCAAAUGUUUUGAUGAUUGGCAAAGAUCCUCUUUCUGGUAAAAGUAUGGAUGAAAUUAAGAAGCUGCUGCUGUUGGUUCUGGGAUGUGCUGUGCAGUGUGAAAGAAAAGAAGAGUUUAUUGAAAGAAUAAAACAAUUGGAUAUUGAAACCCAAGCUGCCAUUGUGUCACACAUUCAGGAGGUGACUCACAAUCAGGAGAAUGUCUUUGACUUGCAGUGGCUGGAGCUCCCAGAUAUGGCCCCAGAAGAACUAGAGACUCUCUCCAGGAAUAUGGUUUUCCACCUCAAGAGACUCAUUGAUGAGAGAGAUGAAUGCACAGAAGUCAUUGUAGAUCUCACUCAAGAGAGAGAUUAUCUCCAGUCUCAGCAACCACCAAGUCCUCUGAAAUCACCAAGUCCAGAUUCUUCACCAAAUCCAGCCAACCCUCUUUCUAAUGAAGACAAGCAGCACCUUUCAGUUGAGCUGGCAGACACGAAGGCUAAAUUGAGAAGAAUCCGGCAGGAGCUGGAAGAGAAGUCUGAGCAGCUUGUAGAUUCUAAACAUGAAGUUGAGCAGCUCACCCUAGAGCUGCAAAAAAUAAAACAAGAGAAUAACCACCUGGCCUCAGACGCUCGCUCUGCCCGAGCAUACAGAGAUGAGCUUGACUCUCUGAGAGAGAGGGCAAACCGUGUGGAGAGACUUGAGAUGGAACUUGUUCGGUGCAAAGAGAAACUUCAUGAUGUGGAUUUUUACAAAGCUCGCAUGGAGGAGUUAAGAGAGGACAACAUCAUAUUAAUUGAAACAAAGGCCAUGCUAGAAGAACAGCUAACAAUUGCAAGAGCUCGUGGUGAUAAACUCCAUGAAUUAGAGAAGGAAAAUUUGCAGUUGAAAUCCAAACUUCAUGAUGUAGAACUGGACCGGGACACAGACAAGAAGAGAAUUGAAGAGCUGCUGGAGGAGAACAUGGUCUUGGAGAUUGCACAGAAACAAAGCAUGAACGAGUCUGCACACCUAGGCUGGGAACUAGAACAACUGUCUAAAAGCACAGAUCUUGCAGAUACCAGAAAGUCCUUUGUGUUUGAGUUGAAUGAAUGUGCUUCGAGUCGCAUACUGAAGCUAGAGAAGGAUAAUCAGAGCUUACAGAACACAAUCCAAGAGCUGAGAGAUGCCUCCUUGACCUCCAGAGAGAGCAGCCUAAAGUUUGUGGAACUGGAAAAGGAAAAUCAACAACUUAGCAAAAAGAUUGAGAAGUUGCAAAAUCAAAUUGAAAAAGAGAAGCAAAGUAAUCAAGAUCUGGAGACCUUGAGUGAGGAGCUGAUAAAAGAUAAGGAACAGCUGCAAGUUGUCAUGGAGACUCUAAAAGCUGACAAAGACAGACAGAUAAAGGACCUUAAACAAGAAAAUGAUCACCUUAAUCAAGUGGUCUCAUCCCUGAGACAAAGAUCUCAAGUGAGCAGUGAGGCAAGAGUAAAAGAUAUUGAAAAAGAGAACAAGAUCCUUCAUGAAACUGUUACAGAGACUAGUAGCAAACUGAGCAAGCUGGAAUUUGAGAAGAAACAAUUGCAAAAGGAUUUUGACCAUGUUAAAGAAAAAGUGGAAAGAGUGGAAGAAAUGGAAAAAGAACUCCAUCGACUGGAGAGGGAGAAUGAACAGCUCACAAAGAAAGCAGCAGCAAUGAAAAUAGUGACAGAAAAAGUUGAAGUUCUUGAGCAGGAGAAUGGGGAUCUGGAAGUGGAAAACAGGAAGCUAAGAAAAUCCCUGGACACACUGCAGAAUAUUUCCAUCCGGCUAGGGGACCUGGAAAGGGACAAUAAGCAAUUGGAUGAAGAAAAUCUGGAGCUUAGGAGAGUGGUGGAGACAAUGAGGUUUACCAGCACAAAAAUGGCACAAAUAGAAGCAGAAAAUAAAGAUUUGGAGAGGGAGAAAGAGGACUUAAGGAAGACUGUGGAAAUGCUAAAAGCAAUGAGCAAGAAAUCGGAGAGGCUGGAGUUAAGCUAUCAGAGUGUCAACUCUGAAAACCAGAGACUUCAGCAAAUCUUGGAGAACAGCAGCAAAAAGAUCCAGGAGCUAGAAAAAGAAGUACAGGGAAUGGAGAGUGAAAAUCAGGUCCUCCAGAGAAACCUUGAGGAGCUAAAGAUAUCUGCCAAACGGCUAGAGAGGUUAGAAAAGGAGAACAAAGCCCUAGAACAAGAAAUGUCUCAGCUUGAGAAAGACAAAAAAAUGCUAGAGAAAGAAACAAAACGGCUUUGGCAGCAAGUGGAGCUGAAAGAUGCUAUUUUGGAUGAUAGUACAGUAAAGUUGGCAGUUGCUGAGAAAGAAAACAAGACACUAGAAAAGGAAAUUGCUCGAUUCAGAGAUUCAUCUAAUAAGCUGAAAGAAUUUGAAAAGGACAAUAAAGAUCUCAUAAAGCAAGUUACAAUUGAUAAAAGAACACUAGCUACGUUGAGAGAGGAUUUGGUCCUGGAGAAGCUGAAGAGUCAACAGUUGUCUAGUGACCUGGACAAACUGAGCCAGGAACUGGAGAAGAUAGGCUUGAACAAAGAGCUGCUGCUACAGGAUGACAACGGCAAUGACGACAGAAAGUACAAGAUUCUGGAGGGCAAAACUGAAUCAGCACUAAAAACAACACUAGCUGUGAAAGAGGAAAAGAUUGCAAUGCUGGAAGCUCAAGUGAAAGAUUCUCUGAACUUGAACCAGCAGUUACAGAAUGAUCUAAAUAUGGUAAAGAAGGACUUUGAUGCACUUAAGCAGACUCAGCAAGACGGGCAGUAUACUCAGAAGUCACAGAUGUAUUCUGCAGAGAAACUCAUUCCUAACCACCAAAUGAAUGAGAAAUUGGAAACGGGACACCGAGAAGCGACCAUGGAACUGCUGAAACUGAAGGACAGAGCAAUUGAACUGGAAAGGAAUAAUGCAGCCCUGCAUACUGAGAAGCAGCUGCUUAAAGAACAGCUGAAGCAUUUGGAAACACAGAAUGUGUCCUUCAACAAUCAGAUCCUGACACUACAGAAGCAAAACGUCUUCCUUCAGGAGCACAACACUGCUCUGCAGACACAGAUGGCCAAACUGCAGGUAGAAAAUUCAACCCUCAGCUCCCAGGGUGCUUCACUGAUGGCCCAGAAUGCUUUACUCCAAAAUCAGCAGACAGCCAAGGAGAAUGAGAAUGAAAAUCUACUGAAAAAGAACGAGCAGCUGAAAGCUGAGUAUGAGUCAUUGCUUCAGGACCAUGAACACCUUGCUUCACUGCAUGAACGGCAGUCCGCAGAAUAUGAAAUGCUAAUAAACCAGCACAGCUGCCUGAAAACAUUACACAAAAACCUGGAUCUGGAGCACAAAGGUCUGGGUGAGAGAUAUAACAGUUUAAUGAAACACAAGGCAGAAUUGGAAGAGUUGGAAAUAGUUUUAAAAACUGAGAGAGAGGUUCUGCAACAAGAGAGGAGAUCAAAUGCAAUAACCACUGGGGAAAAUCAGAAGCUGAGGGAGGAACUGGACAGGGUGAAUUUCUUGCACAACCAACUAAAGGCAGAGUAUGAAGGGCUGCAUUCACACACUAAAGAGCUGAAAACUUCCUUGAACAACUCUCAGCUGGAGCUGAAUCGUUGGCAGGCUCGCUAUGAUGAGCUGAAAGAACAGCAUCAGUCCAUGGAUAUUUCUCUGACCAAGCUGGAUAACCACUGUGAGCUGCUGUCACGUCUAAAGGGAAACCUGGAAGAAGAAAACCAUCAUCUCCUGAGUCAGAUUCAGAUGCUGAGCCAGCAGAAUCAAAUGUUACUGGAGCAGAACAUGGAGAACAAGGAGCAGUAUCAUGAAGAACAGAAACAGUACAUUGAUAAAUUGAAUGCCUUAAGGAGACACAAGGAAAAACUUGAAGAGAAGAUAAUGGAUCAGUACAAGUUUUAUGAUCCUACUCCAAAAAAGAAAAACCACUGGAUUGGAGCCAGAGCCUUAGUCAAACUAAUCAAGCCAAAGAAGGAGACUACAAGGGAGCGGUUGAAACCAGCGGCAGAAAGCCCUCCAUGGCACUCUGAAUCCCCAGAGGUGGUAAACUCUCCAUCUGCCUCCCAAAAACCAAAACAUCAACAAGAGACUCAGGAUAAUACCUCUCAAGGGUCAAACUCUGUGGAAGAGAGAGACAACCCUGGUGGUUCUUCAAACAAAGCUGCGCAGCGCAAAAAGAUUGCCUUUUUGAGAAGCAAAAUCAAGGAUAAAGAAAAGUCUCCUAAGUCUCCAUCGAAUCAUCAGUCUCUCUCUAAUCGGCUCCGGUUCUGGUCUUCUUCCGACAUCCCAUCCUCUCCUAAUGAACCUCUUUCUUUCCCGGAAUUGGGAGAUUUCACUAUUGCACACUGUGGAACAUUUCUUCAAUGCAGCACAUUUUUAGGGGACCUCAUGGCAUACAGUUUGCUGCUACUGGACGUAAAGCAAAAGAGGAAUUCCCAUCACGGAGGCAGCAAUGAUAAUGUUGAAAUCUCAGCAGACUCUGAGACAAAACACUGCUGUGUGGAACUGGGUCCUAGGACUUACUCGACCUCAGCUAUUCAUCUGCACGCUUCCACCCCCAUCUCCAGGCUCCAGAGCAGACCAAAAGGGUAUAAUUCAGAAGAUAAUCUAUGUGAACAGUCCCCUGAGGUGGAGUUUGCAAGCACUAGACAGCAUGUGUCCAGGCCAAACAGUUUAGAGAGCAGUAGAAAUGCUUCCAGCAGUAGUUCACCUCUCAAUUUGAAAGGUUCCUUAGAUUAUAUCCAUGGUAGAACUGAGAGCCUCAGCAGUGAAGAUACGGUGCCAAGCAGAGAAGCACCAGCCUUACUCCGAGACACCUAUCCCUUUCACUCUGCUUCUGCCAUCUUAAGCCCUAGCAGCAGGCAUGAGUCGUCCUCCCACAGGAAUGGUUUGAUCUCUUAUGAUAUACCUCAGAGGAGUACUCCAUCCCAGUCUUACACAGGCAGGCAACGAUCUGCCUCACCUGGCAGUGAGAUGGUAACCUUGGAAGAGUUCUUGGAAGAGAGCAACAGGCUGUCUCCACCAAGUGAGACUUCCAGUAACAGAGAUGACUUGCUCAGCGAUUAUUUUAGGAAAGCAAAUGAACCUUCAGCUACUGGGAACCUGCCGGUUCGGCUGUCCAGAAAGGAGGCUGCUAAGAUGCUCACUAGUCCUGUUGCUCCAGCUGUAAAGAUGGCUAUCGCCAACGAAGAAGGAAGAACAGCUAAGCCUGGAAAUUACAUGAAGCCAAACCUCAGACAAGUCGAACCUGAGCCUCUGGCAAACUCCCAGGGGUCCCUUAAGCUUCCUCACACACCACAGCACCAGCCUGCCAGUGGGAUGCGACAGGUUGCACAGCCUCAGCAGCCCGGAACCGCGAGCAGGAGGAGUACAUCACUGAGCAGGGCCUUUAGCUUAGCCUCUGCAGACCUCCUCAGAGCCACCGGCCCGGACACGUACAGACAGGAGAGCCCUCAGAAGUCAGCAGCAGAUCUGCGUGGGGGCAAGGAAGCUGUCAGUCAGACGACUAGGGCUUCUGCACCAAUGACCUCCCAGGCAACCUUAAGAGAGAGGCCACAGUCUGCAAAGGUGGCAGGUUCCUUGCAAGCUGUCGAUUCCCGCUGUCGGCAGCCUGAUGCCAGGCGCCUUUCCCUGGCCCCACCAAAAGAUGAGAGGCCACUCUCCUUCCAUCAGUUCUCUGCCUCGCCCACUGCAUCCACCAGCAAUCUGAACAUGCAGCAACAAGAGCACGUGAACCCUGGGCAGCACUACUCACCCGCAUCGCACACUCCCGCCAAAGUCAAAACCAAGCCAGCCCCUCGUACUGGGGAGGUGGCCACAGUGGCUGCUGCCAGAGCUGUUUCCACCAGCACUGAGGGAAAUAUUUCCCUAGGGCAAGGCCAGGGCGAUGCCCUACUUACCAAGUGCCAGGGUAAGCUGCCAGAAGGCAGCGCUGGGACUGUGGAGGAGCCCAUGAGAGGAAGCAGCUCCAACAGCACUCCUGGGUCUCCGGACUCCCAGGGCGAUCAGCAGACAGUUUGGUAUGAGUAUGGGUGUGUGUAACCCACGGAGGCAGCUCGUAGUAUCUGUGUUUGGCGUUGCUGACAUCUGGGUAGCAUUUGUCUAGACACUGUGCCAGGUUUUAAAAGGCAUCACCUGCAUGCUGUUCUGAGUGUUCUCUGGGUACUGUUUUCUAGUUGGACAAAGUAUGAUUAAGAGAAACAAGGAGCAAAACCCCAGCCCUUCUUUUGACACUGUUGUGCCUAAAACAAAGUGGAAGCCUGACCUAAUCUCACAGCAGGCUUGGCACCUGAUUCUCACAGGUGCUGAGCAUUCCCCACUCCAGGAGAAGCUUAGCAGGGUCCUCUCUCAUUGCUGCACUGGGCACCCCUUCUACCUGCAUUAAAGAAGAGUUUCACAGGUCAUGUGUGUGUGCUGAACCCAGCCCCACCAUUGAUAAAUAACUUAACCAUACUGAAAAGGUCGUAUAAAACCCAAACUUCUCCCCCAAAGACAGAAUCAGGUAUUUGGCUUAAGUAGCUUAAAGACAAAGCUGAAGAGCAAAAGUGUGUGGCUUUAGCCAUGGAUCAGUUAAAAUCAAUUCUUCUUGACACAGCCACAUUUUACAGAGGUAAUGUGUAGACUUCAAGGGUCACAUCUCAACCUUCCCCUCUGGUACUGUGUAGACACAGAGAGGCCAGUGUAAUUACCCCACUGCCUUCACUAUAGCUGCAGCUCAGUGGAUCCUUGACGCUGCAAGCCAAGUGGUGCUGCCUUUUGAAACUUGUUUUAUCUUUUAUACAAACACUGGAACUAAUGCAGCCUUUCAGGGGAGAUGCCAUUUCAAUUGCAAAGGUGGCAUCUCAUGUACAAAAGUGUCUUGUAAGUAUGUAUAUAAGAAGCUCAAGUAUUGUAUAGGAAUGCUGUGUAAAUUGUAUUAUUACAUCCUUGUGUGCAUGGCAGCCCAUAUCCGAAGCGAUAUAUGGGAUCUUGUCUCUUAGAAAUCCUUGUUUAUGUCUCCAAGAACCUUACUCAGUAUAGAAAGCAAAAUAAUUUUGUAUACAUGUGAAAGAAAUAUACUUUUAAAAAUCUAUUUAUGUGCAAAGAAGUUCCUUGUAUGUUUCUGUCUAGAGUGUCAUCAGCUACUUAUGUAUAUAUGAUCAAAUGUGUGUCUUGAAUUCUGUUCCAUGUUUGUAAAGCUGGUUUUCCUGCAAUAGCCUUAAUCCUUAAAAAAAUAAUACUCGUUUUGCUGGUUCUGAUUUAAUCUAGUAAAAGCUAAAACUGAUUCAGCUGAGGAUGUUUUUGUUAUCUAGUAUGUAGUAAUCCCAUUCUGGAAACUACAAAAUUGUUUAUAAUAAAGAUUAAAAU